This is a messenger RNA of Calidris pugnax (ruff), 1824 nucleotides long. RefSeq names its product translation initiation factor IF-2-like. The transcript is spliced from 4 exons. The record is from RefSeq and is a predicted model, not a curated record. Lineage: Eukaryota; Metazoa; Chordata; Aves; Charadriiformes; Scolopacidae. The coding region runs from base 1 to 945 and encodes 314 amino acids.
AUGUUAUCCAGCUCUGCCGGCGGUGCUACAGUAAGCACAACGCUGAGCAGGUAUGUCCCUUCUAGUGAAACCAGUCUCCCGGACAAAGCAGCCCAAAUUUUUCCUGCUGUUGUGCAAUUACCAGCCAGUCAGGAUUCGGGCGCUGCCGCCGCCAGGUGUGCAUCCAUUUCUCCCGGUGCUUUAAAGCCAACCGCUUACGCGCCCAUCACGGGGCUGCUCGAGUGUUACUUCCUGCAAAGCCCUCGGCUCCGACGGACGGCACCCGAGCGGAACGGCGGGCGGGCGGGCGGCAGGACACCCCCGGCCGAACUUCGGCCGCCCCUCGCCUUCUCCCGCCACAGACCCCCAGACACGCGAGCAAGCCCCCGGCCCCGGCCGGCUGCUCUCGCCUGCCCGCCGCCACGUCGCGCGCGGUUGUCCCCCACCGCGUUACCCACCCCCGCCAGGCCUCCGCUCCGUUCCGCGCCCACGACGCGCCUCUCGCCGGCCCCCUCCGCCACCGAGGCCGGGGGGGGGACCCCUGCCCCAGGGCGGCCUGGGACGCGCGGCACUACCUUUCGGUCCCGCUGCGGCGGCAGAGGAGCCGCUGGCUUUCUUAAGGGCAAGGUGUCUCCUUGGGCGCGGAGAUGUGAAGGGGGCGUCCCCCGGGGCGUCCUCCUAAGGGUCGGCGGGACUCGGCGGGACGGGACGGUACAGUGCGGCGCGGUACGGCACGGCGCGGUGCGGCGCGACAGCCCCACGGCACUACAGCGGCCCCGGCGCCCGUUGCCAUGGGGACAGGUCCCGCCCCUCAAGACGCGGGGAUUGGCCGGGCCUGACCCCCGCCCGGGCGUCGCGGAGGGCUCUGAUUGGGCAAACCAGCGGACAUGGGGGCAGUCCCGAUGGCGGGAGGGGCCGGGCCGCCAGGGCAGCCGCCUGCCUCGAGAAGGUCCCAUGCUGUUGUAAGGCCUGCGGCUUGGAGUGGAGAAGAUUUCUGUCAUUGCUUUGACUAUUUCAAGAUCGUUUUCACCCUCUCUCAGUCACAAGCUGAUAAGUACCAUAGCCUCGUUAGUUAUGGCUACUUAUUUUUCUUCUUCCUAGUACUAUGCGGCUACUUCAUUUUGGGCUGGAACCUGCUUUAACAGAAGGGUGGAGAACCUCUGCGUAGGGUGGAUCCCCAGCUUUCUGGGACUGUGCCAGUUCCCCCUCCCAUGAUCUGGGGCACAUCUGGCAGCGUGACCACAGCCAUGGGAUGGGACCUGUGCCUAUUUGUGACUGGGAGUGCCUGCAGCUUGGUCCCUCGGUUGAUCCUCUUCUGGUCAUGUCAUGUGAUUAAUUGGAAUAAAAGCUAGAUGGAUUGUUCUGGUUAGGUAUUAGAGACUUCUUAUUCCUGUUUUGGUGUUAGUCUUCUAUUCAUUGACAUGAAACAAGAGCCUAUUUAUUGCAUGUCUUGAGCAGAAUUCCAUUACACUAGUUAAUUUGGAGAGGUAGGGGUAAAAAAAAUCUGUUGUCUUCUACUGUUGACCAAAACCCAAAUUCUAGAAUAAAGAUGAGUUAUCAGUGUUAGAAACUUCAGAUUCCUCUUCUGGUAGCUACUGAACAGCACAGACACAGAACAGGAAUGCUCUUUGCCUAUGAAAGUUUGUAGUCUAAAGCCAUGCUGUAUUAUCUCUCAGUUUCUCCCUAUCCUUUCUGGGGGAUGUAUGUAGCUGGCCUUCUGCUGCAGAUUGCAGAGUGAUGUAUUAAUUUCCAGACUGAUUUUCUAACCUUAAAAUUAUAAGAAAUAAUUUUUAUCUCUCUGUGUAUUGUAAGUAAAAGGGAAAAUAAAAUAUACUGUGAACUUGA